Molecule: messenger RNA, 609 nt
Organism: Acanthosepion pharaonis
Lineage: Eukaryota; Metazoa; Mollusca; Cephalopoda; Sepiida; Sepiidae
Source: the annotation of a GenBank genome assembly
AUGUCAUUUCUUCUUCUUCUUCUUCUUCUUCUUCUUCUAUCUGCAAAACCAAAAAUUUUCCCUCAUUUUAUCUCUGAAUACUACACUCACAUCAAAAAAUGUAAGUCUCAUCUACAGGCGACACGUUUGUUAACGUUUACCGGAAGAGCACCUCCGUUCACCGGAAGUGGUGGACGUGAUGCUAAGAGGAGACGAGGGGGCUGCAUGGCGGUCAGGACGGCUAAUGUUGGCGGAAAAUUCUGUCUAUCUAUCUAUCUAUCUAUCUAUCUAUCUAUCUAUCUAUAUAGCCUGUUUCUUUCUUUCUUUCUUUCUUUCUUUCUUUCUUUCUUUCUUCGUUUCACGUGUUCUUCGCUCCUUCCCUUAAUUUUAAACUAUAUUUCUUUGCAUUUUUAUACACGCUCUUUUUUUCUUCUUUGCAAUUUCUUCUUCUCUCGUUACAUUUAUUUCUUUUCUUCUUCACUCGUUUCACUAUUUAUCCUUGUUUUUAAUCUCGGUUUAGUUUUUUCUCUCUUCUUUUCAGUCUUGAUGCCUCGACCUUUUUUCCUUUCUUUCUCGUGUCUUUUUCUCCUUUACUUUCACGUCACUAUUUCUUUUCUCAUUGUUUUAUGA